ACAGAGAAUUAUAUCAUUAUCAGAUGAAACUUGCUUCUAUUGACAAUCUUCGCAAAGAUGGUAAGUUUCUAGACACAGAUGGAUCAAUACCGGAAGGACAAGGUGUCGUUAUGGCUUUGCUGAAUGAAUGUUAUGACAUUUUGUUUGAGAUGAAAGCUGAAGUGGAAGAGGAGGCUUAG
Molecule: messenger RNA, 179 nt
Organism: Racocetra fulgida
Lineage: Eukaryota; Fungi; Glomeromycota; Glomeromycetes; Diversisporales; Gigasporaceae
Source: the annotation of a GenBank genome assembly